Molecule: messenger RNA, 5666 nt
Organism: Vollenhovia emeryi
Lineage: Eukaryota; Metazoa; Arthropoda; Insecta; Hymenoptera; Formicidae
Exons: 5
Coding region: 494-5230 (1578 amino acids)
Source: RefSeq, a predicted model, not a curated record
UACGACUACGACUUUACGACUUCUAUGUAGACGAGGCUUAAGGGCCAUCGCACACAAAACUGCAUAGCCUGCAUGUGCAUAGCAUGAAAACCGUUUAAACCAAUGAGCAUCGAGCAUUGAGUCGCCAUAUUGAUUUACAUAACGCGCUCAUUGGUCCAGACUGUCUUGUGCUAUACAUAUGCAACUGUGCAAUUUUGUGUGCGAUGGCCCUAAAGCGGGGAGCACACACUUUUGCACAAGUGCAUAGGCAGAUGCAUAACGAAUUUGAUUGGUCUACAAGCAAAUGCAUAAGAAACUGGACCAAUCAAAUUCGUGAUGCAUAUGCUCGUGCACUUAUGCAAAAGUGACGAGCGAGUGCGCGUAUAGUGAUCGUAGCCAUUCCUCGGAUCUGACAUGGCCGUUCCUGUCAUUUUAAAUUUGAGUUAAACUGUAUUGCGCGGCUGCGUCGGUGGGAGCUCGCGCGAGUUUAACGCGGGUCUGCCCCAAAUGAGAUAUGUCAAUAGGCGUCGACAUGCUCGGCAACUCGGUCAACGUACGCCGCGGGAGAAUGGUGCUGUCCGACCUGGAUCAGAUCAAGAAGAACGAGCGUGACCGUCGCCGAAGGUUACGUUUGGAACAGGUCCGGCAGCAGUCGAAGGAGAUAUCGAAUCGACUCUUGGAACGCGCCAAGAAGAUAGCGAGGGACGAGCUCAACAAGCUGGAGAGCGACGGUCGGUCGGAGCUCCGGCAGAUGCACGAGAGGAAGCUCGUGGACAUGCAGUUGAGGUAUCAGGAGGAUCUGGAGGACAUCGGUCGAGCGCACGCCUGCGCCACCCUGCAGCCGGACGCGGACGCGAUGAUCGAGGAGGAGGGCAGGCGAGACCGGGCCACGGCAUUGCGGAGAGGCAAGGACGCUCUGGAGUGCGUGCGAGAGGCAAAGCAGACGGACGGCGCGGAGGCGGUCCACCAGGAGAGACUGCGCAGAGUGCGGGAGACGGAGAACGCGAGGGCCGCGAUGGUGGCGAGGCUCCCGAGGCCGCCGUCGUCCGCGGAGAACGACGCGGCGGUGAGGAGUCCCGAUCGAAGCCCGCGGAAGGAGGCGACGCGCCCGGCACCGACUCCGAAGAGGAGGAGCAAGAAGCUCCUGCCGAGGAAGUCGCCCGGCAGAGUGAGGAAAUCUAAUCCGAGGGAACAUCAGACGACUGCCUCGCCGAAACCGGGCCCCUCGGGGCUGCAAAGGGGAUCCGCCGCGCGAUCUCACGAGCCGCUCUCGAGAGACAGAGCGGACGGAUGUGUUGUCGAUGACGCGAGCGACGAUCAAGUGCCGCGGAAAACGGCACCGGUUAUGAGCGCCGUGCCUGACAAAGCGGCGCGGUACAAUCCGGAAGAUUACACGCAGGACACGUGGAGCAACGUGAGCAGCAGUAGCUCCGGCUCGACCAGCGACGACUCGUCGUACUUCUCCGACGGCGUGGAACAGGUCGCGUGCGGCAAGGCGCCGCGGACGCCGGCCGCGACGGAGAACAAGGUACGCUCGCAGUGUACCAACACGCAGCGAGUACCGCCCGCUCACGACAGGCCGCCCCUCUGCGUGGUCGAGAGGUCCGACAUCAGGAACGAGCGGAGCGCGAUGGAGGCGGCGCAGGCGGCGAGAAACGCGGGGAGCGCGGAGGCGCGCGCGUGCCGAAGCCGUAGAUUGAACGUCCAGCGUCGCGGCGAGGACGCGAUCCUGCGAGAGAGGGUGCGGCGGGAUUAUCAGGCGCUGCUGCGCAACCUGGACCACCUCGCGCGGGAGGAGCGCAAGCUGAAGGCCAGUCAGACUCGAACUGCGGAGGAGGACGCGUGCGCGCGGCUGCAUCAGCGGACCAUUUGCCGGGAGGAGUGUCAGAGGAGGCUGAACCGCGCGGCUAAAAAGGUCCUCGGCGCGGAGUGCCGGUGCACCCAUCUCGCGGAGAGGGUCGUCACCCUGCCGACGCGGAAGAGGCACGACGGGCGCGACGACGUGCCUCACUCCACCUGGCAGGAUCCCCACCUGGUCGAGGACGUUUGUCGCACGCCGCGGGACAGAGAGGACGAGGGGUCGCGCGAGGAACAGAUACUGGACAUGCUCAAGAAGGUGGAGAGACAAAAGUGGCUGCUGCUGCAAGAGUUCGGCGCCAGCUUGCCGGACAAUAUAUUCAACGUCAGCGUGAGGCCGCUCUUCGAGGAUGAAACGCCGAGGGCGCCGGAGACCGUCUGCGCCGCCAGACCCGCGUCGCCCGAGAUUAAAGUCAUAAAUAUGUCCAGCAGCGACGAGUGCGUUAGGAAGGACUGCAGGGCGAGGAGGCCCGACGAGUCGCCCGCGGCGAAGAUCGAGAUCGCCGUUCAGACGGCGCCGGAGCAAGCGCGUCCGGCGGCGAACAAGAGCGUGCAGGUGGAGUUGCCGCGAGAGGAAGACGCCUGCGCGCCUGCCCCGGAUACCAGCGGUGAUACGCCCGCACGAGUGCCCCAUCCGAUCGAGCCGAAUGUCACCAUUAUCACGCCGGAGUCGGACGACAUCAGCAACAAUUCGACGAGCCCCGAGAUCAGCGAGAUGAUCAUCGAGAUCGGCAACAGGGAGGUGAUCGUGACGCCCAAGAAGAGAAGGAGCGGCGUGAGGGUGUCGAAACGGCCGUCGCCUCGGGUCUACCAGAAGAUCCGCCCGACGUCCGUCGGCUCCAAAGCGACGUCGCCCGCCAAGAGGUUCUCGUGGUCGCAGUCGGGCGUCCGUUCGACCCCUCAGAAGAAGACGCGGUGCGCGGCCGCCAGGCGCGUCGACGUGCACGUGAGCCAGGUCGAGGACGACGAGACGGACCCGUCGCAGGGGACGAGGGUGUCGAUAGACGCGAGCGCGGAGAGCUCGCAGACCAUCUCCGGCCUGAACGAUGAGGAGCCGUCGUCGGGCGGGCCGUAUCGGGUCCGCACGCAGACGAGGAGGUCGAUCCGGAUGAGAGACACUUCGGACACGUCGACGUCGUUAGCGAGCCCGCCACCGGUAAAGCCCAGGUCGAUGCUCGACGCCUUGAGCAACAUCACGCAGAUUCUGGAGCUGCUGGAUUCCCCGGGAUUCGAGGACGUGAGGAGACUGCGGCGGGACAUCAGCCCCGUCUCCACACCGGAGACCCCCUCGCCGCGCACGAUGAUGAUGCCGUCGAACGUUCCGCACCGCGACAGGAUCGCCAGGAUGCUUAGAUUUAGCGUCAACGAUUCUGAGGCUAACGGCACCGUGGUGUCGUCGACACAGAGGGACCAGUCCACCUUGACGGACCCGUCGGACGUCCGUCAGGUAUCCGAGGCGUCGGAACGUGUGUCGACCGCCUCGCAGCAGCCGUCGGCCAGAGUCUGCAUAUGCAAAAAUCCCCAGUGUAAAUUGUUACACGUGAGGCUCGAUGAUAUUCACGAUUACGCCUUGAAAAAUUGUCCCGAGAUCUUGCAAAAGUACGAAGACCUGCAGAACUUGUGCACGGAAAGAAUAGCGUCCCUAACUGACCUCAUUGAGAAAGUGCGAAAUGAGCAGAAAGAUAUGGAUUUUUCGCUGAUGGACGACACCAGCUUAAUGCAAUUACCCACGCCAAAGUCAGCACGUAACGAUGCGCAAACAGUGCGUAGAUUGAUUGAUAGUAUAGAGGAAAUUCAUGCCCAGCUUGCAAGAACGCUUCUCGAGUCACAAAGUAUUAUGCGAGGGGGUGAGGCAGUUUCCACGGACACACCCUCGUGCGACACGGAAUUCCAGGCGGUCACUUCUACUCCGAGAAGUAAAUUAUUAGAUAAGGCACAUGUACAGGAAUCCAAAGUAGUAGAAGGCCGCGCCGAGCCAAAGAUUAUAAGCAAUGAAAGAGUUAAUGUACAUCUUAACCGAUUUAAAAUGCAGCAAAAACCUCAAGAAGCGUCGGCAACAAGAGCACCGGAGCGUAACUCUUGGCCCCCGUGUACGCUUUCUCUUCACGAAGAGGAGGUAAUUGAGAAAUUGUCGAAAGAAAUUUUAGAACAGAGUAAAAAUUUGGACCGAGCAAGUGCCGUCUUUACCGCUUCGAAAGAAAGAGACGAAGCGCAGCAUAAAGUGCCGUCCUCUAAGGAACUUCAUCCGGGAAAGGGUGUCUCGUUGGAACACGAAACAAAUAGUAAUGUUGCAAAGGAACUUACUUCCACUCCAGAGACUGCAAAGGAAAGCGGUCUUGUUCCUACGUUAACUAGCAUUCCCAAAAUAUUGCGCAGUCAUGGAAAUGUGGCAUCAAUAAGCGUAAGGCCGAAACCUCCGGUUACACUGUUAAAUGGACUGUACAGACCAGAAUUAGAGUCAUCGGGACACGAAUUAUCGACGAUCGUGGAAUUUGAUACGACGGAUACAGUUAAUAAAAGUAGCAAGAGCCCAGCGAAAUCUAAACCAUCCGUUCACGUGGCUCCUCUACCCGUUCAACAGAAUCAAAAUUUCUCGAGGAAAUCAGCGGACUCGUCAUUCGGUACGAAACAUUCUGCCGAGAAGCCGUCUUCUGCACAGAAGUCGCAAGAUACCACGACUACUUGCAAUUCUCCUGACAAGUUGAAAAGCAUGGCUGCUUGUAUUACAGAAACGAAAGUUGAGGCUGAACGGGAGUACAUGCUCGAAAAGUGUAAUAAACAGUUACAAUGUAAUACAACUGCUGAGGAAGCGGUUUGUCAGGCGAAAGAUAAACUCGGCUCUUCCAUAAGUACCGACUUCCAUAAAGAGAGUAAACACAAAACGACAUCCACCAGUUUGUACAGCUUUUCCGGACUAUCUGGUAUUUCUGAGAUAACGAGUUCUCCAUCGUCCGACAUGUUGAAGCACAAUUCGUCCCCGGAAGAAAUGGAGACGGCCUUGAAAAAGCUGGGCCUGGGCUGGGCGGUCACGACGCUAAAGAAGACUCGGGAAGCAAGUGCCCUUAGUUCCUCCUCAAACUCGGACGUUACGCCAGUAAAUACAGCUAGGAGGAUGAUUUCUCCGACUAAGAAACAGCACUAUUCCAACGGUUUUCCGGAUAUCAGUGACGUAUCGUCGAUAUCGAUCAAAGAAGCUAGUAAGAGCACCGAGCAAGCUGUGCUCUUAAAGGGCAGGACUUCCACUCCUAAAUUCCAAAAUUCCAAUUCCAACAGUGAGAGAUCCAGCACUACAAAUACAUCUGAGAGCGCUCAAGACCCAAGUGACAGUUUAACUGUGCCUAAUGUGUCACUUACGAAAACGAAAUCUGAUAAUAAGCAAUUACAAAGUCCUUGACAGAAAGUGUUUUAUAUGUACAAUUUUAUUAUUAUUCAGAGAGAGAGAUAUAUAUAUAUUAUUAUAUUUGAUUUUUUAUGGAGAAUUAGUUGUAAAAUAGAAUAUUCUCAAUAUGCGGGACCACUUUUGAAUGUUGACGUAUACUCGUCGUUCGAUUUAUGAUACUUUUUACACGUGGGUUUUUUUGCGUGGUAAAACUUCCGUUUACGGGAAAAAUCAAGUUAGAAUGAAAUAGCAACAAGCGAGAGAAGCAUAGCUUUAGUAGUAGGGCUUUUCUUUUUUGCAUCGGACUGCAACAGACUGCAUUUAUGUGAUUCUUAACCGCUUAAAACAAACGUACUCUGCGUAAAACGAAGGGCGAGUGUGAAUAAUUUUUAUCUCGAACAAUAUGUAAUUGUUAUAAUAAAUAGUUCGCUCAUGCUUUUGUUACAAGCAA